Magnolia sinica is the source of this 1092-nucleotide messenger RNA. Its product is annotated as ribonucleoside-diphosphate reductase large subunit-like. Gene Ontology annotation, molecular function: ATP binding; ribonucleoside-diphosphate reductase activity, thioredoxin disulfide as acceptor. Gene Ontology annotation, biological process: deoxyribonucleotide biosynthetic process. Gene Ontology annotation, cellular component: ribonucleoside-diphosphate reductase complex. NCBI's taxonomy places the organism in Eukaryota, Viridiplantae, Streptophyta, Magnoliopsida, Magnoliales, Magnoliaceae. The transcript is spliced from 6 exons. The record is from RefSeq and is a predicted model, not a curated record. Bases 82 to 414 code for a protein of 110 amino acids.
GACUUCUCUAUUGCUCAGUUCCGGUUUCUGGAGCGACUACUUGUCGUCCAUGGGCACUGGUGCUAUAAGAGGAUUACCCAAAUGGAAGAACACAGAGCUAGGGAUCUAUUUUAUGCCCUUUGGGUUCCUGACCUUUUCAUGAAAAGGGUGAACAACAAUGGGGAGUGGUCAUUGUUUUGCCCAAAUGAGGCUCCAGGUUUAUCUGAUUGUUGGGGUGAGGAAUUUGAAGAACUGUACACUAGAUAUGAAAGAGAGGGCAAGGCAAAAAAAGUUGUUGAGGCACAGACCCUAUGGUUUGAAAUUCUGAAAUCACAGAUAGAAACUGGAACACCGUAUAUGCUUUUCAAGGGUCAUCAUUUUCCCUUUUCAUACCCUUCAGGAACAAGUCCUUGUAUUGAGAUGUUGGAUAACUGAGGAUACAAUAUGAAUUAGUAAUUCUCAUGAAUAAAAGGCCAAUCAACUUGGAAGUUCCCUGCCCUACUGUGGUGAACUGGAUUAAGAGAAAUCCAGGUCAUGCUCAUCUUAUCACAGGAAAGUAGGUGGGAUCAAUUGAGCUGCCUAGGAAAACAGAACAUGAGGGGAAAAAAAUAUCGAAAUACAUGUGGCGGGUAUUUUUCUUGUUAAUACCUGUGAUCAUAGCUUCUAGAGUUUCUCAUUGUGAUCAUAGACAAUUCCAUGCCCCAUUCCUGUAGUUUUGGAUGCCACUAACUAUUGGUGUGAUUCUAUAAACUUUGAAUCAGGGGUCUCAUCCAUUCAGUCCAUAUGCUAUGCCUUCACCAAAUGGCAACACCGAGGCUUCUGGCAUGGAAAUGGAUGGUAAGUCAUCUGAAGGUAAGGAAAAGGGACCCAUGAAGAGAUCAAAAGGAACUUUAGGCAGCUUGAAUAUGCUUAUGGGCAAAGGAUAACAGUGAGCCGGGUAAAACAUCUGGAGCAUCUGGGAAUGGAUUUGUCUCCCAAAGGACACACAACAGAAGGCAAGUGGUGGGAAAGAUUCUUUGGAAGGUAGAUUUAUCAAAAAUGUUCCUCCCUGUCAUUACAUGGACAUUUUUCAAUAUUGAGCAGGGUACCAUAAUCUAUUAAUUGUAGCUGAGG